Entrophospora sp. SA101 is the source of this 1476-nucleotide messenger RNA. The record is from the annotation of a GenBank genome assembly. Lineage: Eukaryota; Fungi; Glomeromycota; Glomeromycetes; Entrophosporales; Entrophosporaceae.
AUGAAUUUGGUAUUUGCUGAAAUAUUUAAAGAAAGUCCUAUUUUUGAAAGAAUAUCUGAAGAGGCAGUUCGGAUUGUUAGUUUUUUCCAUAAAUCUGGUUAUUUUAUGGGUAAUCUUCGAGAUGAGCAAAUAAGGAUUUAUAAAAAAUCAAUAAAAUUGGCUUUACCUAGUGACACUAGAUGGAAUUCAUAUUAUUUUUGUUUUAAUUCUGUAUUAAAGACUCAGGCAGCAUUAAAAUUCCUAGCAGCAAAAUUUAAUCCUGAUCGUGUAAAUGUCACUCGUACAAAUGGUAUUCCUAAUAUUCCAGUGGACAGAAGAACAACUAGAAAUAACAAACGUCGGCUACCUGAUGAUAUUGUAGAUAGUAUUAACGAUCCAGUAUUUUGGUCAAAGCUAUUUUCAUUACAAAAUCUAUUAUAUCCUUUGUGUUGUUUUCUCAAUCAAUUACAAAAGGAUGCUGCAAGACUUUAUGAAGUGGUCCAUUGCUUUGCAUAUACAUUACACAUUUUUUCUAUGCAUCAUGAUUUGGACUUUUCUGAAAAAAUGGUUUCUAGAAUUGAAAAGAGGUGGAAGGGUUGGGAGCAACCAAUUUUGUUGCUUUCCAUUAUUCUUCAUCCUUCUUAUAAAUUAUCAAAAUUUAGACCAACUAUAAACAAUUUAUCAUGGACACAUGUUGGUCAGUGGUUGAAGUAUUAUUAUCAUGCCUUUUGUGGAAAACCAGCAACUAGUAUUUUAGCAGAAUUGAUUGAUUAUAGAAGAGGGAAUGAUCCAUAUGAUUAUGAUUCUUUUUUGCAAUUUAAAGGAAAUGUUUUGAAUUUUUGGGAGUCAACAAUUGGAGUUGGGCCUGAAUUAGCAAAAGUGGCUAUUCAUAUUCAUGCUGUUUGUGUAAAUUCAGCCUCAGUAGAACGAUUAUGGUCCUCAAUGGGAUAUUUCAUACUAAUAGGAGAAACCGAUUAUCAGUAUCAUAAUAAAGUCCUGGCAAUGAGUCAGAUUCGUAGUGACAUUUUGUACCAACAGGAUUUAUUUGUAAAUGAAAACCAUGAAACAAAUGAUGAUGAUUUUUUGGAGAAUAACAAUGAAUCAGUGAAUUCUAAUUCUGAUGAAAAUGUGAAUCAAUGGAAUAUAAUUGUUGCUCAUUGGAGAGAUGAAGCAAGUCAAGAAAACCAAUUAGAAAAUCAUAGUGAUGAAAGUUUACUUGAAGAAGAUUUGGAUAAUGAUUUUUUGGUGGGAGUAAAUAAUAUUCAUCCAGCAGAUAAUGUCAACUUAAAAUGGGAAUUGUCAUCAUCUGUUGAAUCUUCUUCAACUGCAAGCCAUUUAUCUUUGGUUCUCAAAAUAUCACCCACAGUUGAUUUACUUAUUUCAAAUAAUUCAGCAAUUGUUUCAUGUGACUUGGAUGGAUUAUCACUAGAUCCAGAUGUUCCUUCAGCAUUCAUUUUAAUUAAAAUUUUAUUUUCUGUUCUUUUUAAACGAAGUUAA